Messenger RNA from Suillus subalutaceus, 2667 nucleotides. RefSeq lists its product as uncharacterized. Gene Ontology annotation, biological process: adenylate cyclase-activating G protein-coupled receptor signaling pathway. The coding region runs from base 112 to 2478 and encodes 788 amino acids. The transcript has 9 exons. Gene Ontology annotation, molecular function: G protein-coupled receptor activity. The record is from RefSeq and is a predicted model, not a curated record. Gene Ontology annotation, cellular component: plasma membrane. Lineage: Eukaryota; Fungi; Basidiomycota; Agaricomycetes; Boletales; Suillaceae.
CACGUUUCCGCGGCUAGUCCGUCAUUCUUCGUUCAUUUUCCCCUGUCUGGGACAGCUGGUCGUUUGGCUUUUUCAUUUCAAGAACCCUGGAGGCAUACGUCAUUCAUUAUCAUGUUCUCGAAUUCCCAAUCCACUUCCUUCUCUACUGUUCAGGCAAAUGGAUUGAUCGCGGUUCCCGUGUUCGCCUUGCUAUCUGCGUUAGCGCUCGCUUUCAUAGUUUUCAGGAGUAUUCGUCUUGUGGUGAUCCCCUUAUUCCAGCGUGACGGGUCGGCAUGCAGAGCUCCGGAGAACCUAUUCUUCCGUACUCAACUGGGCCAUUAUGCUGCAUCCCUUGUUUUAAGCAACGUUUUCCUCACCGCAGCUGGGCUUAUGGAGUUUUUUUGGGUCAAACAAUCUGGGAUCCAUCAAGGCUCCAUGUGCACUUUUCAAGCUGUCCUCGUGCAGAUUGGUACCUGGUCCACCUGUUUCUUCUCUAUUGCUAUCGGUGUCCACACGUGCAACUCCCUGGUGUUUCGUCUCUACCAAAUUAGUUAUCUGAGCGUCGUAGUCAUCGCCUUUGGAUGGAUCAUGUCGCUGGUGAUUGCACUGGCACCUAUCAGCCAAGCUGGUGUCUAUGGCCCAGUCACCGUUUCCUGUGGCGUCACAACGGCAUAUCCCAGCAAGAUAUUUGGGCUUGAAGCUUUUCCAGUCAUUCUCGUCUCUGUGCUUUCAGUCAUUAUUUACUCCCCGAUAUUCCUUGUUCUCCAGGGUACUCUGCGUGUCGAAGGGGGUAUCAAGUUGACUUUCAAGGCUCAGGGACGAUGGUGUGCUGUGACCGACUCGGAGAAAUACCACCGCUUCAUGGUAGCUAUCGCGAAGACGAUGUUUUGGUACCCUAUCGCAUUUGUCUCCCUCUUGUUGCCGAUCGCGGUUGCAAAUAUGGCACAAUUCUCUGGUCGUGCCAUCCCAUUUGGAGCAGAUGUAUUUGCACAUGUAUGCUGCUCUAUGCUUGGGCUUGUCAAUGUCGGUCUUAUGUACAACACCUUCCGCGUGCUCAGUCCAGUUUUCCAUGGCUCAACACUGCCCAAUAUUGAGGUUGAUACAGAGAAGACUUUUGGAAACAACGCGCUCGACGAAUCGCCUAUUCUCCCCCCAGUCGCUUACAUGCCCAAAGGACCAGUUUUGCCUCUGUACGAUGACACCUCUAAGGCAAUAUCCCCAGUCUCGCUGUCAGAUUUUCCCCCAGUUCAAUAUCACUCUCGCAACUCGUCUACCGCAAGUAUUGAUUCUGCGACCCAGUUGUUGCGCAUCAAGAAGACACCCUCGAGGUUUCACAAGAUGAGGGUCAGGCAGGGCGAGUCGUUGCUGCCUCUGCCUCGCACCAUUCUCACUCCUGCGGAGCUCAACCGUCAGCUCGAUGCUGCGUCUGAUACAGAGAGUCUCAAGGGUCACAGCCUUCGCCUUGACUUGCCUCAGAUGGUUGAGGUCAACACAGCCAAAAUGGCCGUUGUAACUGUCAACCUAUCGCCUGCACCUCGUUCUGCUGCUGCAUCUGUGGUCACUGCCUCUCCAAUUGUGUCUACGCCUCCCAUCAUGAGGCAGUUCACUGCGGCCUUUGGGAGGCCGAGCCGCAAGUUGUCCAUGUUUGGGCCACGGUCAAAAGGCAGUGGUAAAUUGCCCCUCACUCUUGUUGGGCCGCCACUUUCGCCUAUCCCUGCCUCUCCGUCUAUCAAGAGUUCAUUGAAGAAGUCUGUCUCCCGGCUCCGCGUGUCUUCUACAAAACGCAGACCUACUCCAUUGGAUCUCGAUGAUGCCACUCCUAUACCUGUCAUUCGGCCCCUACCUGACAUUACUACAGGGGCUGAGGCUCUUCAGAAGGUUGACAAAGGUAAAGGCAGAGCUCCGCCAUCACCUACAACUCUUCUAGUGGAAAAGGAUGACAUGUCCAGUUCCCGCGCUGCCAUCAGACCAUUACCUCAAUUCCCUCGCAACAGUGUGGCAUCCUCGUCUUCCAGUGAGCGCACUCGCACCGAACCUACUGCAUCUGCUAUCCCCCAUGAACGUCACGGUUCAAUAUCGUCGGACAGUGAUGACAGCAUCUAUUCAACAAGCUCAGUUGACGGGGGAAGUGAGAAAGUCUUGCCGAGCAUUCCACCGACGCGCGGUAAUACCAUUGAAAGCACUGACUCCGAGUCGUCUUCGUCCCCUUGUUUCGAGACAUGCAAGCGAGCCUCCAAAAGUGACAGAUUGACCUGGACAACGGUCUGGUCGCAGGAUAGUGCUGUUACCUUAAGCCAGUCCCCAGACGAAGAGGCCAUGCUUGCAUAUACAUCACUUUUCCCUGGCGCGGGCGCCAUCGAGGGUGAUCAGACGAGCGUAGAGAAUGUUCCGAAGAGACAGGAAGUUCCUCCUGUACCUCGCGCUCCGAUACCAUUUAUACUUCGGCCAGGCAAUUCGGUGGUAAAGCUGUCGGGUAUCCCGCCUCGGUUGCGCACAUGAUUCAGAGGACUGCAGCCACAAUACUGCACACUACACGAUUUACAUACGAUAUUUACAUUUACAUUUACAUUCCACUAUCAAAUAUUAAGCAUUCCAGUCCUUACCAUUGAAAUUAUAUGUCUCGAUUGACUGUGCAACAAGUGCAAUAUAAUUGGAUUAUGCCCAAGAUGGUAGAUUCGAUGACGUAUC